Molecule: messenger RNA, 879 nt
Organism: Asparagus officinalis (garden asparagus)
Lineage: Eukaryota; Viridiplantae; Streptophyta; Magnoliopsida; Asparagales; Asparagaceae
Product: nuclear transcription factor Y subunit C-3-like
Exons: 2
Coding region: 210-704 (164 amino acids)
Biological process (GO): regulation of DNA-templated transcription
Cellular component (GO): nucleus
Molecular function (GO): protein heterodimerization activity; DNA-binding transcription activator activity, RNA polymerase II-specific
Source: RefSeq, a predicted model, not a curated record
AAUUGCAACUCUGCUCUCAAAUGGCGAACCCCCCUUCUUCCUCCAACCUCCCAUUGGAUUUAUGCCAAUUGUAGUUUUCCAAGUUGUCCUUAUUGUGCACGUGUCACUCUGCGUCCAACUCCCUCCCAUCUUUUUCCCCCCUCUUUCUCUCUGUUCGGUUUCACUCACUGCCCACCCCUCUUCUCCAUCUCCCUUCAGACUCCAGUUCCAUGGACCGCUUGGAGCUUCCAAUGGUGUUGCCCUUCCCUGAUCAGCAGCUAUCCGUUCAGCUGCAGGCAUUCUGGGAGAACCAGAAGACUGAUAUCGAGAACCUGGAAGAAAUGAAGAACCACAGCCUUCCGCUUGCCAGGAUCAAGAAGAUCAUGAAAUCAGACGAAGAAGUGAGGAUGAUCGCGGGGGAGGUGCCCGUGCUGUUCUCUCGCGCGUGUGAGAUGUUCAUACUGGAGAUGACGAUGAGGGCGUGGAGCAACACCGAGAGGCACAGGAGGAGAACUCUUCAGAAGUGCGAUGUAGCCGCUGCUGUUGCCCAGACUGACAUCUUCGACUUCUUGGUUGAUAUCGUUCCUAGAGAUGAUGUUAAGGAGGAGGAGGCGCCUGCUGAGGCACCAGUUUCUUACUGCUUUCUCCCGGGUCAGCCGGGGGUGACUUUGGUGGACAACGGGUGGGAGGUUGAGGAGAGUGGUUCUAAGUCAGAUGGUGAAUGAUGAUAAUGUGCAUGUUCUGUGCGAGUGUGUGUGUGCGUACUAGUUUUAUAACUGUAAAGUAGGGUAAGUUGAACAGUACAAGCAAGUUGUGUUUUAACUGUCAGUCCUGUUACCUGAGAAGUAAGGUGAACUAAGAAGUUGAAGUUUAAUGAAUAGUGCUUCGGUUCAUGUUUCA